Messenger RNA from Chenopodium quinoa (quinoa), 6446 nucleotides. RefSeq lists its product as uncharacterized. The record is from RefSeq and is a predicted model, not a curated record. The transcript is spliced from 8 exons. Lineage: Eukaryota; Viridiplantae; Streptophyta; Magnoliopsida; Caryophyllales; Amaranthaceae. The coding region runs from base 1679 to 4072 and encodes 797 amino acids.
UCAACUAUAUACUUCUUUCAAAAAAAAUAAAAUAAAAUAAAACUAAACUACAUACCGAUUUUAUUCGAUCUAAUCAACAUAACAACACUUUUAUUAAUUCAUUUUAUACUCAAUUUGAUUAAAAUUCGACCUGAAAAUAUUCAAUUACCUGACUUGGUGUUGACCUUAUCUAAAAUUCGACCUGAAAAAAAUCCAAUUACUAGACUUGGUGUUGACCUUAACUAAACCCAAAGUUGACUCAAAUCGACUUUACCCGGUACUUAGCUAUCUAAACCGAAUUGUGAUCAACACAUUAUUUAUUCAAAACCAAUAAAUCCCAAUGAUUGAAGAUCUAAAUUCAAUCUAACUCUAGUUCAAAAAAAAUUCGAUCUAACUCGAAACUUCUAAAACCAUUUUUAUAUCCAAAACUACUCACGACCCGAUUUAACCCGGCCCAAAACUAUGGUGCCCGAAUUAACAUCAUGUCAUUAAUCUUCCUCAAAUGGUUUCGUUUUUAUUUCAUACCUAACUAUUCAAUUUUAUGCAGCAACACUCCUUCUCUUCUUUCUCCUCCAUUGAAGCGUACUCUAAAAUCUGCAUUGAAGCAUCUUCUGAGCUUUCUCUCCACCAUUGAUAUAUCUUCUGAGUCUUUACAGAGUAUUAAGUUAUGGAAAAAUCCAAUAAAGAUUGGAUUGAUGCACCCCAAAUUUCCGAAGAGUAAAUCAAAGGAGUUGAGAAUUUUCUUGAUUUUGCAUUUCUAAAUUCAACCAUGGACGUUGAGGAAGAUGAUGAACCAGAAAUUUUAUGCCCAUGUACGAAGUGUGUUAAUAGAUACUGGUUCCCUAGAGAAGUGGUAUAUAAUCACUUAAUUGCUCAUAGAUUUAACAAGAGGUAUAAAGUGUGGAAUUUUCAUGGCAAAGGAUUGACAACAGGGUCUUCUUUAAGCGGAGGCGGGCAUCAACGUGAUAAUCAAAACACAUUAGACAAUAUGGGUGAAAUGAUUAAUGAUUUAUUCAGAGAUGUUAUGGGAGGUUCAAUCUCCGAAGCAGAAGGGGUUCACAAGGGUCCUGAUGAGAGUGCUAAAAAGUUUUAUAAACUGUUAGAAGAUGCAAAAGAGGAAUUAUAUCCAGGUUUUAAGGAUUUUUCAGUGCUUUCAUACACAGUGCGACUAUAUCUCCUUAAAUGCCUUAAUGGGUGGAACAAUUCUUCUUUCGAUGAGUUGAUGAAGCUUCAGUGUGCUGCCUUUCCAUUUGCAAAGCUCCCUACUUCUUUUCAUCAUGCUAAAAAAAUGGUGAAGAACCUUAGACUUGAUUACAAACGAAUUGAUGCGUGUCCCAAUGAUUGUAUGUUGUACUGGAAAGAGCGUGCAAAUGACAAGUCUUGCCAUGUUUGUAAAGCUUCUAGGUGGAAACUAAAUGAGAAACAAAAAGAGGAAGGUGCACUACCCGACGAAGGAGUUCCUGCAAAAGUUUUGCGUUACUUUCCUCUGAAACCUCGUCUACAAAGGUUGUUCAUGUGCUCUAAGACGGCUGAACUCAUGACAUGGCAUGAAACUGAUCGUAAGAAAGAUGACAAAUUAAGGCACCCUGCUGAUUGACAAGCUUGGAAAGAUUUCGAUAUUACACAUCCUCAAUUUGCAAGUGAUUUUCGAAAUGUGAGGCUUGGUCUUACGACUGAUGGUUUCAACCCUUUCAGAACUAUGAGUGUGUCAUAUAGCAUUUGGCCAGUCGUUUUAUCCAUUUAUAAUUUGCCUCCUUGGUUGUAUAAUAAGUCUGAGUAUAAUAUCAUGUCUUUGAUUAUACCUGGUCCAUCUUCUCCAGGUUAUGAUAUAGAUGUGUAUUUGCAACCAUUAAUCGAGGAAUUGAAGGAGUUAUGGGAAGUUGGAGUCGACACUUAUGAUGUUGUGAAAGAUGAAACAUUUUCUUUAAGGGCAGCCUUGUUAUGGACAAUUAGUGACUUCCCUGCUUAUGCAAUGUUGUCGGGAUGGAGCACAAAAGGAAAAUUUUCUUGCCCGAAUUGUAAUCAUAAGACUUGGUCCAAAUACCUGAAGUAUAGUAAGAAAAUGUGUUACAUGGGGCAUCGUAGCUCUUUGAAAGAAAAUCAUCCAUGGCGUCGUAAUAAAAGAGCUUUUGAUGGUAAUGUAGAGACAAGGCCUCCUCCUACUAGAUUGUCGGGUUGUGAUGUAUUGGAAGAUUUAGAAGGGUUUGAAAAUAAGUUUGGGAAAACUCAAAAGAAGGGCAGGAAGAAUUUUCCUUGGAAGAAGAAAUCAAUUUUCUUUGAGCUUCCUUAUUGGGAAACAAAUACCUUGCGUCAUAAUCUUGAUGUAAUGCACAUUGAGAAAAAUAUUUGUGACAGUGUGCUUGGUACUUUGCUUGAUAUUCCAGGAAAGACUAAGGACCAUGUGGCAGCCCGCUUUGAUUUACAAGAUAUGGGUAUAAGAAAUGAACUCCAUCCAAAGAGAACUAAUAAUAGAGGGAAGCGUUUAUACUCCAAAGCUUGUUUUUCGUUAUCUUCUAAUGAAAAAGACUUGUUCUGCAGUGUGAUAAAAGGUGCUAAGUUUCCUGAUGGUUGUGCAUCAAACAUCUCCAGAUGUGUCCAAUCCAAUGAGCGGAAGGUCACUGGUUACAAGAGCCAUGAUGCCCACUUUAUGCUUCAUUAUUUGCUCCAAGUUGCUGUAAAGAAUACCUUGCCUAAACAAGUAGCAUCGACUUUGAUUAGGCUAGGUUCCUUUUUUAGGGGUCUUUGUAGAAAAGUUCUAAAGCCUAAAGAUCUUGACGAUCUUAAAUCCGAAAUCAUAGAGAUACUUUGCCUACUUGAGAAGAUAUUCCCCCCAAGUUUCUUUGACAUAAUGGUCCACCUUCCACUUCAUCUUGUUGAUGAGGUAAGGCUUGGGGGCCCUGUUCAAGGCCGUUGGAUGUAUCCAAAAGAGCGUUAUUUGGGUAAAUUGAAGUCAUAUGUGAAAAAUAGAAGUCAACCGGAAGGCUCCAUUGCAGAGGCCUACUUGGCAGAAGAAUGCCUUGUGUUUUGUUCUCGGUAUCUUCACGAUGAUUUUAGUUCAAAGUUGAAUCGAGCUCCUAGAAAUGAUGAUGAUACUGCAUCCAAUGAAGAUGAAAGCCUUUUUCCAAAUGUUGGACGGCCUUUAGGGGUAAAAAAGAAAAGUAAAGGCAAAAAGGUUUCUUUAGAUGAAGACACUUUGAUGAAAGCUCAUCGCUAUGUACUCUUUAAUUGUGAUGAAAUCAGUGAUUACAUAAGUGAACAUCAAGAUUUAGUGAAUCGUCAAAGAAGUCAAGGUACACGGAGUAAGCGGAGUAGGUGGGCGAGAGCACAAGAACAUAGUCAUGAUAUUGGAGCAUGGUUCAAGGACCGUGUACGGGAAGAAAAUAUUUCCAAAGAAAUCAAGGCUUUAUCCCAAGGGCCUGACUAUACUAUGAGAAGUUUUAAAGGGUACCUAAUAAAUGGUAACAAAUUUCAUACAACUGCACAUGAGUCAAAAAGGAAAACUCAAUGUAGUGGAGUUAGUGUAACAUCUUCAAUGUCGAGUUUUGCAAGUUCUAGGGAUCAAAAUCCUGUUGUAGGGGACGUCAAAUAUUAUGGCGUGGUGGAGGAUAUUAUUGAGUUAGAUUAUUUUGGACAUUUUAAAGUGGUAUUGUUUCGCUGUAAAUGGUUCCAAGUGGAGCAAGAUGAGUUUGGGCUAACAUGUGCAAAUUUUAAAAGUUUUUGCUAUACUAAUGACCCUUUUGUGAUUGCUAAUCAAGUAAACCAAGUUUUUUAUGUGCAAGAUUCCAAGGAAAAGCAUUUGCAUUAUGUUAUGGAAACUAUCCCCGGAGACUUCUUUGAUAUGAGUGAAGAAUCAGAUGGUGAUGUUGGAGUUUCUUAUUGGAAUGAAUCUACUAGCGAUGGUGCUCACCCAGGGGCAACUAUUGAUGAUGACUAUGAUGUUAGUUGGUUGAGAGAGGACUUGCUUGCCACUACUGUCGACGUUCCAGAAUACAUGUUAGAUAUGCAAGCAGAGCCGGAAAUUGAUGAUUCGGAUGAUGAAAUCGAGGACGAUACUUUAUGGGAUUUCAUGCAAGCAAGUGAAGAUGAAGCUUAGGAAAUAUUAUUGGUCCUUUCUAGUAUUCUUUUUUUUUUAGUGUACUAUGAAGUAAUAAAAGCUUAUGGAUUUUAGCUUAAACAGUUUUUAUUUGGUUUGACUGCAAAAAUGUUUUUGUUUUAAUGAUCAAACGUGUCUUUUUUUUUGGGAUUAUUUGUUAAUCUGUUGAUGCUUGAUUAGUAAUAGUUGAAGAUAUCAUAUUGUCAUAGGGAUAUGGUUGAAUAUUGAGAAAUGAUUGUGCAACAAUGAGGUAUGAUGAGUUUUUGGUAUGGUUUCUUAUUAUCUUUCAAAGGAAAGGAUUACAUAGACUGUUUUUGCACUUAUACACCUUUGCUGGUUACUGAAGCUACUUUCAUUUUAUCCAGAUACGUUAGUCUUCUACAGCAGGUCCCAGCCACGUAACUGAUAUAACAAGAGAGUUUUAUUUAAUAGGCUAUUAAAGAGGAUGCCAAUGAUAUAAUUUCUAUUGGUAGUGAUCAAGCCUUGAUGAGGAACUUGAAAAUUCUUUGCCUUAAGGGAACACUAGCUCCGGAACUUCACCAACUGCUACACAUAAAGUCUAUCAUAUUAAGGAACAAUUCCUUUUCUGGAUUCAUACCUGAAGAAUAUAGAAAUUUGAAAGAGUUGGAGUUGCUAGACUUGGGUUACAAUAGAUUUUGCGAACCAAUUCCACACAAAAUUGAACAAAACAUCCCAAACCUUUUAUUAAACAACAAUGGAUCAUCCUGCCACGUCUCUUGAUGUAGAAGAUACAACGCUUCUUGAGGUUCAUGAAGAUAAGAGCCAGCUGAGUAAUUAUCUUGAAGUAUACCACAUCCUAGGUAAUGUGGGACAUUACACAUGACUGUAGGGAAGAUUUACAGGUUACUUAUUAGCAAUACGUCUACAAGAGAAUUUCUCUGGCUACAUGUUAAAGCAUUAAGCCCUUGCAUUAAUAUUCCUCUUAAAUGAAACUGUUUAGCUUAGAAAUGAUCGAGAUUAAAGGAUGUGCUUCUUUGAGGGUAAAAUGUCGUUUUCUUUGGUGAAGUCUUGAUGACAACUUGCUCUUAACCUUAGGCAAAAUGAUCAUGCAGAAGAGGUUGUACAUUCAAGGAUACUACAGGAGCGACUUUGAAGUGAAGCUCAUGGUUCUGAGCAACUAUUUACACCUGAUGAGGCACGUGCAGGUGGUGAAGCUAAUCAUGAUCAUUCUGAUGCAUCUCCAGAUGGAAAGAUCCUACCACUUCUUAGCCUUUCGCUCAAGUUUUGUGUGUAUUUAAGAAUUUUAUCAUUCCUGUUAUAUGAUUUCAUUCAACAAUGAAUUGCAUGUGAUAUGUAGAUUUGUAGCUUGAUUUUACAAUUCUCAUAUUAGUUUUUGAUUGAGAGUUUGAUUUGUGAAGUUUUAGGAUCAAUUUGCUUUUGUUUUAUGGGUUUUAGUUUGAUUAUCUUAAUUUGCUAUUCAAUGUUUGAGCUUUAUCAGCUUGAUAAUGCAUAUUGAUAAGCAGCAGGGAGCAACCAGCUGCCACCAGCAGGCGACUACAUCCAGCCAGCAGCUAGCCACAGGCAACAGGCAGCAGCAGUAGCUAGCCACAGGCAACAGGCAGCAGCAUGUAGAUGUUGGAAUAAUAUCAGUUCUUGCUUAAAUCAGCAGAAGAAGAGGUGCUGAUAUGUGGGUGGCGUCUGAUAAGUGCUGGUCUUGUAACAACCGAGUUUUCGUCCCAAUCAGCAAGCAGCCAACCACAAGCAGCAGCUAGCUGCCACCAACAGGCAAUCGCCAUCAGCACCAGCUAGCUUCUAGCAGUAGGCAGUCGGAACAAUCCCUUCACAUCAAUCAGGAAUAUGAUUGAUGUGAAGGGAUUGUAGAGUACAGAUAACCUGGAAUGAUUUUCAUAUUUACCCUAAAAGCAAUUAAAGAUGCCACACAAUACUGCCACCAAGGGAGGAAGAGGCUAUCAGCCUAUUUUGCUAUAGCAAGAAGAUGAAUAAUGUAAUCAAAAGAAAGAAGUUGCAGUUUGUGAAGAGUUCUUGAAAACAUUUGACAGUCAUUUGAACUGGCAGGAGACUUUAAUGAUACUUGAGUUACUCACAUUCUGUUUGAAUCACUAGCACAUUUUUUCUCUGAAUAUGAUUAGAUUUGUGUUCUAAUUUGAUUUUAAGAAGUGCCUACUAAUGGCCUGCUGCUACCUUGUUGUACUACUGCUACCCGCCUUCGCGCCUUCUACAUUGCGCUGCUGCUGCACAUUAUUAUUGUCUUUUUUUUCCUAUUUUUUUUUUUUUUACAUAGCAGCCAGUUUUUUGUAAUUCUUUUUAUUUUUAAAUUAUUUGUAUGGUAUAAUUAACAUCAAAUUCUACUUGUAUGAAAAUAGUAACUUUUACAUAUAUAUUCUAUUUUCUA